Gregarina niphandrodes is the source of this 1188-nucleotide messenger RNA. RefSeq names its product Rab-GTPase-TBC domain protein. Bases 1 to 1188 code for a protein of 395 amino acids. The transcript has 2 exons. Gene Ontology annotation, biological process: endoplasmic reticulum to Golgi vesicle-mediated transport; positive regulation of GTPase activity. Gene Ontology annotation, molecular function: GTPase activator activity. Gene Ontology annotation, cellular component: endoplasmic reticulum membrane. The record is from RefSeq and is a predicted model, not a curated record. NCBI's taxonomy places the organism in Eukaryota, Apicomplexa, Conoidasida, Eugregarinorida, Gregarinidae.
AUGACCCGGGACAAAUCCGCGCAUUAUGCCGAGUCUAACGCGUUCACUGACUGCGAUGCAGCAGUAACCGCUCAAUCGAUUAUAGGUGUUGCUGAUACGACAUUCAUGGCAGAUACUCCUUUGGAUGACGAGAUUCAAGCUUUGAGAACCAAAGUGCUAACCCGUGCUUUAGAAUUUGGCCACCAAGAUCUAUCCAGUCAACAAGAUGAUUUAUCCAAUCAACAAGAUGAUUUAUCCAGUCAACAAGAUGAUUUAUCCAGUCAACAAGAUGAUUUAUCCAGUCGACAUGAACAACGACUGAGGGACUGGGAACAGCUUACACUAUAUUGGACACGACUGUGCUGGCCUCAAUGUCAGAAAGGGUAUGCCAAAUUGGGUGCUAGAGAAUGUGAUAUGGACACGGACGAAAUGAAGGAUUUGAAGCGCCAGAUAAGGGUGGAUGUGCAGAGGUCUAUGCAAUUCUUUGACUUCCAUUAUGGUCUGCCUAGGUCAGCCAUUUCGGAACGCCAAGAGCGGUUGGAGGUUAUACUGCGUGAUCUAUUUGCAGCGCACCCGCAGAACUGCAAUACCCUAAAUGGAUGUCGAGAAGACCAAGUGUACAGAGUAACGGAAACGGACGAGCAGUGUAUGCCGAACCAGCCGCCGCCCGACGAUCCGUCAAGUGACUUAACAAGCCACUCGACCAGCCACUCGACCAGCGGUAUCGAUCCGCCGUCUGGCCGUUCAGAAGACAGUGGCGAGACGGAGAGUUACGAGUUGCAGUACAUCCAGGGCGCGCAUGAAGUGUGUGUCGUGUUCUGUGAACUCAACUCUGCGAACGUGUUCGAUUCGCCGCGUUUCAUGGACUUCCUCGUUAACUUUUAUUUAACGCGGUUAUUCAACCUUCAAUCACGGAUCAGGUUCGACAUUGGCAUGUACCAAACUAUGGCGUUCAUAUCAGAAUUGCUGUACCGGUUCAAUCCCGAGCUCCUGAAAAGCCUCAUUCUGAAUAGGCAUGAACGAUACCGAGCCGGUUGGAUGGGAGACGGCUCCGAACUUCAUUUCACCAUUCCCUGGUUGGUCACCAUGUUUGCUCACUCAAUCAGGUCUUUUGAUCUCCUGCAAACGAUUUGGGACGUAAGCGACGUACACCGGGUUGUAAGCGACGUACACCGGGUUGUAAUGGAGAGAAUCGUCGUGAGGGGGUGA